This is a messenger RNA of Octodon degus (degu), 876 nucleotides long. RefSeq names its product pancreatic and duodenal homeobox 1 (gene Pdx1). Gene Ontology annotation, cellular component: nucleus. Bases 1 to 876 code for a protein of 291 amino acids. Gene Ontology annotation, biological process: regulation of transcription by RNA polymerase II; type B pancreatic cell differentiation. Lineage: Eukaryota; Metazoa; Chordata; Mammalia; Rodentia; Octodontidae. The transcript is spliced from 2 exons. Gene Ontology annotation, molecular function: DNA-binding transcription factor activity, RNA polymerase II-specific; RNA polymerase II cis-regulatory region sequence-specific DNA binding. The record is from RefSeq and is a predicted model, not a curated record.
AUGAACGGCGAGGAGCAGUACUAUGCAGCCGCGCAGCUUUACAGAGACCCGUGUGCGUUCCAGAGGGGCCCCGUGCCAGAGUUCAGUGCCAGCCCCCCCGCAUGUUUGUAUAUGGGCCGCCAACCGCCGCCACCGCCGCCGCCGCCGCCCCCGUUCCCUGGUGCCCUGGGAGCGCUGGAACAGGGGAGUCCCACCGACAUCUCCCCAUACGAGAUGCCCGCCCUCCCCGACGACCCCGCAGUGGCUGUGUCGAACCUACACCACCACCUCCCUGCUCAGCUCGCGCUCUCCCACCCACCUGCUGGACCGUUCACGGAUGGAACAGAGCCAGGGCCCCUGGAAGAGCCCAGCCGCAUUCAGCUACCAUUCCCGUGGAUGAAGUCCACCAAAGCUCACGCGUGGAAAGGCCAGUGGGCAGGCAGCAGCGCCUAUGCGGCCGAGCCGGAGGAGAACAAGCGCACGAGGACCGCCUACACACGCGCGCAGCUGCUGGAGCUGGAGAAGGAGUUCCUGUUCAACAAGUACAUCUCGCGGCCGCGCCGCGUGGAGCUGGCGGUGAUGCUGAACUUGACCGAGAGGCACAUCAAGAUCUGGUUCCAAAAUCGCCGCAUGAAGUGGAAAAAGGAGGAAGACAAGAAGCGCGGUGGCAGCGGCGGGCUCACGACUGCGGAUGGCGGAGGCGCGGAACCCGAACAGGACUGCUCUGUGACCUCAGGCGAAGAAGAGAGGCUGGCGCUGCCCUUGCCACCACCUCCCGGGGGUGCGGUGCCACCCGCAGUUCCCGCUGCCGCCCGCGAGGGUCGCCUGCCUCCUGGCCUCAGCGCGUCGCCUCAGCCCUCCAGCGUUGCGCCCCGGCGCCCGCCGGAGCCUCGGUGA